CACUCUGGUCGAAGCCUCCACCAACGCUGAUAAGACAUCUUUGGCCAGCGGAGGCAGAUCAAUAACGGCGGAACUAGGUCCUCACAUCACAACAAGCAUCAUCAGAGACCUCUAGUGGUCAGUCCCUCAAGAUGCGCACGAAGCCCGCGUUGGCGGGCUCGGGCCGUAAACGAGCUAGCAAUGCUGCAGACAGGCUUUCCACGUCGUCAGCACCGCUAUCUCCGAUUGGUCAACCAGCAACGAGGAGGUCCAGCAGGAGCAGCGUUGAUAAGGGCAAGCAAAAGGCCGCGCAGGCUCCACCACAUGAGACGGCUGGACGACAUGUGCAGGAUGCGUUCGAGAUUGUAGUCCUUGGAGCUGGCGGCGGACCGUUAGAGACUGACGUCUCAGGCUACAUGCUCAAACCCGCUCACAAGGGAUGGGAAGAAGGAUUUGUGGCACUGGAGGGAGGAUCUGGUCUUGGUGCCUUGACGGAACUCAUUGAUCGCCAUGGGUCAUCAUCCCUCUUUCCGUCGACCCAUUUCCCGCCGACGCAUCACACCGCUCUGCUCAAGGCUGCCUACAUCUUUUCUUACCUAUCAUGCUACCUCAUCACUCAUGCACAUCUAGACCAUGUCCAAUCUCUCAUCCUCUUCUCCGGCUCGAUGCCACCACGAGGUCAACCACCAGAUGCGAGCAUUCUCUCACCUCCGCUAACCUCUAAAGCACAUUCCUCGGAUGACGAUGCGUCCUCAGACAAGGACGAUGCGACACCGGCACCCUCUCGCAUGCCAGUCCGAGUUUUGGGCGCAAAACCGACUUUGGAUCGGUUGAGCCUGGCUUAUGGUGGCGAGCUAUGGCCCGAGAUCGCAGACUGGGAAAAGUCACAUGGUGGAUCGGCAUCCAGGCUGGAAGCUAGACGAGGAUCACUUGGAAGCUACUCGGAUGGACCAUUGCAUCCUGAAUCUCAUGGGAGCGAGAUGAUCCUUGUGCCACUACCUGGCAACGAUGAGCCCGUCAAAGUGUCCCCCUCACUCCCGUUAUCUGUCCGACAGUUUGAAGUCUCGCACGGAUCAACGUCCAAGGGAGCUUACGAGUCGACAGCUUUGUUCAUCAGAUUGACAGAUCAUACCGUGGACGAUGCAAUGACACACCUAGGUCAUGGCUUCGAUGCGCGGUCAGACUCCAGCAAAGAACCAGAGCUGCUUUUCUUUGGUGAUGUCGAGAGCUCAUAUCGUUCUCCUGGAUCUGAAGACCAAGACACUGCCGCUCGAGAUCGGGCGGAACAAUGCAAUGGUGUUAUUUGGGCGGAAGCGGCCGAUUUGUGGGCUCAAGGCAGGCUGUCGGGCAUCUUCAUUGAAUGCUCUUAUGACAAUGACAGAUCUGCCGAUCUUAUGUUCGGCCACAUGCACCCCUAUGGAUUGAUGCAUGAACUGUCUAUCCUUGCCGCAAAAGUCACGCCCAGCCGCGAUCGACCCCUGGCUGGUCUCAAAAUAUACAUAACUCACAUCAAAGCCUAUCUCUUACCUCACCCGUCUGGACAGACUGCGAGCGAGAGGAUCAUGUCACAACUCGAUGCUUUGGAAAAGGAGCGAAAUCUUGGUGUAGAUUUCGUGGAAGUCAAACGCGGUAUGAGGAUAGUGUUGUAAGAUCUCACCAUGUUGUACUACCCAAUGCAUAAGAGAGAUGAUGUCGGAUGAUAGACCCAUUGUAGUAGAUGCAAGUCUUCAGCCAC
This is a messenger RNA of Kockovaella imperatae, 1714 nucleotides long. Its product is annotated as cyclic-AMP phosphodiesterase. The transcript has 8 exons. Gene Ontology annotation, molecular function: 3',5'-cyclic-AMP phosphodiesterase activity; 3',5'-cyclic-GMP phosphodiesterase activity. Gene Ontology annotation, biological process: cGMP catabolic process; negative regulation of glucose mediated signaling pathway; cAMP catabolic process. Lineage: Eukaryota; Fungi; Basidiomycota; Tremellomycetes; Tremellales; Cuniculitremaceae. Bases 132 to 1628 code for a protein of 498 amino acids. The record is from RefSeq and is a predicted model, not a curated record.